UACAAGUCUCGAGGUUGUUUUCGCACGUCGCUUGAGAGUUCCCUAGUCAAGGAUCUCACCUGCGGGAAGCGUAAGGUGGGGCUGAAGAAAGUUCUCUUGGAAGUUCGACGCGCUCUCAUCUUACUCUAACCUCGGCGAAAUACUGUUGCAUCGCAUAUAUGGUUAUCAACCACAUGACGUUCGUCAACAUGACAUCCGAAAAGGUGUGCGCACAAAACAACAACCAUGACCGAGAUACCAAACGAUAUCGUCUUGUUUGGUUAUCCGAACUCACCGUACGCUAGGAAAAUCGUCUGGUACCUUACUCUUCGCAAAAUCGAGUAUGCGUACUGCGAACAACCCAAUCGUCUGCCCCGGCCUACUCUAGAGGCCCUGAAUGUUUCGUACAGACGCAUCCCUCUGCUCUCGAUAGGCAAAGAUGUAUACUGCGACACGCGACUGAUCCUGCGCAAGCUUGAAUUACGAUUCCCAGACGGUAGACUGGGCACUUCAGAUCCCGAUCAUCGCGCCAUCGAACGAUUGCUGGAACGAUAUACUGGCGAUGCCGGGAUCGUCACGCGCGCAGCAUCCUUAAUCCCGCCGUCUGUAUUCUCGGAUCCAGCAUUCGUCAAGGAUAGAGAGGCAUUUAGCGGCAGAAAAGGAUUCUGGGACAAGGCCAGGCUCGAGGCAGCGAGGCCCGAAUCGGUUGUGCAUAUACGAGAUGCCUUUGAGCUCCUUGAGACGACACUGCUUGCAGAUGGGCGAGAUUGGGUUUUCAAAACCAAUGAGCCCAGCCUAGGCGACAUUGAAGCGAUAUGGCCUUUCCACUGGCUAGCCGACCUGCCGGGCGCUCUGCCGCCAAACGUCAUCUCGCCAGUGCAGUUUCCGAGAGUGUUCGCCUGGAUACAACGUUUCCGGGAUGCACUAAAGCAGGCCCAAAGGCUCAGUCCUAGACAGAAGAAGGUUACUGGAGACGAUGUUGUCAAAUACAUGCAGCAGGCUCGUUUUGUCGAAAGCGUAGGAGAGAUUGCAGCAAAUGAUCCACUUGGGCUGAAGCCUGGGGAAGUAGUGGAGGUGUGCCCAAUUGAAACUGGUUUCACGCAUCGAGAUAAAGGAAUGCUCUUGACACUGACGCCAAAUGAAGUCGUGGUGGGCAAAAAAAUGAACGUUGGCGGCGGCGAGAUACGAAUUCAUUGCCCGCGAUGGGGCUUUCGCAUCACCAGAGCGCGUAAUAAUAAGUUGUAGCUUGUGGCAAUACUCGAGCGCCGCCAAUAUAAGUGUAGAUACUGCUCAACCAUGUAAGAUUUCUUUCACAUCGG
Verruconis gallopava is the source of this 1298-nucleotide messenger RNA. RefSeq lists its product as uncharacterized. The transcript has 3 exons. The coding region runs from base 226 to 1224 and encodes 332 amino acids. The record is from RefSeq and is a predicted model, not a curated record. NCBI's taxonomy places the organism in Eukaryota, Fungi, Ascomycota, Dothideomycetes, Venturiales, Sympoventuriaceae.